Molecule: messenger RNA, 2859 nt
Organism: Coregonus clupeaformis (lake whitefish)
Lineage: Eukaryota; Metazoa; Chordata; Actinopteri; Salmoniformes; Salmonidae
Product: Golgi-associated PDZ and coiled-coil motif-containing protein
Exons: 9
Coding region: 250-1605 (451 amino acids)
Biological process (GO): negative regulation of protein localization to cell surface
Cellular component (GO): membrane; trans-Golgi network transport vesicle; Golgi apparatus
Molecular function (GO): transmembrane transporter binding
Source: RefSeq, a predicted model, not a curated record
CGAUUACGGAUUUCCUGGUAGGAUUAGGGUUUGGGAAAGAACCAAAUACAUUUAAUUUUGCUAGUCUUUUCUAAAAAGAAACUGUUUCGUAUGAUUAGGGCAUUUAGAGUACGGUGUAACUCAAUUAUUACGACUCAGUAAACUUAUACAGGGAGGCAGACACAAAGCGCUGUUUUUAUUUGUGAAGGGAAGCGGUUUGUCAGCUAGCUAACGUUGGCUAGCUUUAGCUUUUAGCCUGCACUGUUGGACAUGUCUGCUUCGGCCGGUGUCUCUCCGUCAGCCCAGGGCACGGCCCUGGUCAGUCCAGGCAUGGGGAUGUCCAUGUUUCGGUGGCUUGAUGUUUUGGAGAAGGAGUUUGACAAGGCAUUUGUUGACGUCGAUUUACUACUUGGAGAAAUCGACCCAGAUCAAGCUGACAUCACAUACGAGGGUCGUCAAAAGAUGACAAGUCUCAGCUCCUGUUUUGCUCAGCUUUGCCACAAAGCGCAGACGAUUUUUCAACUUAAUCACAAAGUAGAGGCUCAGCUGGUGGACCUGCGUUCGGAGCUGACUGACGUGCAGGCGGAGAAGGAGGUGGUGGAGAGGGAGGUCCACGACCAGCUCCUCCACCUCCAUGCCAUGCAGCUGCAGCUUCACGCCAAGGCUGGACAGACCGUGGACUCUGACUCCAUCAAAGACAGGAUGCCUGUUCCCUCAGUGGAGGAGAUGGAGAGGGAGCUGCAGGCCAACAAGAAGGAGAAGGUGAAGGAGGUGAAGCUGGAGGCAGAGGUCAAGCUGCAUAAGAAGGAGAAUGAGGCCCUCCGCAGGCACGUCGCCGUACUGCAGGCUGAGGUCUAUGGGGCCAGAUUGGCAGCCAAGUACCUGGACAAGGAGCUGGCUGGAAGAGUACAGCAGAUCCAGCUGCUGGGUCGGGACAUGAAGGGGCCCGCUCACGACAAGCUGUGGAACCAGCUGGAGGCUGAGAUCCACCUUCACCGCCACAAAACAGUCAUCCGAGCCUGCAGGGGGCGCAACGACCCCAAGAAACCCCUACCAUCUCCAGUGGGGCAUGAAACAGAUAUACUGAAGAAGACUCAAGGAGUUGGUCCUAUUCGUAAAGUAGUAUUGGCCAAAGAAGAUCACGAGGGACUUGGAAUUUCAAUCACGGGUGGUAAGGAACACGGGGUGCCCAUCCUGAUCUCAGAGAUUCAUCCUACCCAGCCUGCGGAGCGCUGUGGGGGGCUCCAUGUGGGCGAUGCCAUCCUGGCUGUCAACAGCAUCAACCUGAGAGACGCCAAACACAAGGAGGCUGUCACCAUCCUCUCACAACAGAGGGGAGAGAUAGAGUUUGAGGUGGUGUACGUGGCCCCGGAGGUGGACUCUGACGACGAGAACGUGGAGUAUGAGGAUGACAGCGGCCAUCGCUUCCGCCUCUACCUGGAUGAGCUGGAGGAGGGGUCAGCCGCCAGCAGGAACAACGGCACAGCAGACUUGGCAUCACUGCAAGCCCUGGAGAAGAUGUCAGUGAGUGAUGGCCCAGAGAACGGAGACACAGGGAUCUUCAGUGAGACGCCAUCGGAGGAGACCCCGUCUAAGGCGGCUGAGUCCGGAGAGAGCACUUCCUAGAGGGGCGGGCAGGAGCUGGAGGGAUGGGGUGAGGGGGUGAUGGGGGGGCAGAGGAGGAGGGAGAAAGGCUGAAAGACUGGAGUGCAGGUGUGAUGUGUUUUUGUACUAUACUAUAUGAGAUUUGAGAGACUGGACUGCAUCAGAGUCCACUGGAGGAUAUGAAGAAAUGGGGAUAGAGUCGACUCAUCAUUAAGUCGUCAUGGAAACGCACUCAGAGCUCUUGAAUUCACGUCACUAUCUUUGUGCAAUGAUGAGGAACCAAUGAGAGAAGACCACAGAUUGAGGAGAGGAUGUGGGUCUAGAUGGUUGAAUGGAUGGACUGAGUGGUAUUCUUCUCUUGUGUGUAUAGUUAGUGAUCCUAUUCGCCCCCAUAUUAAGACUACACUUCCUUACUGUGAGACUGCCCUGCUGGUAAUGAAUACUGUUUUACUAGGCUGAGGAAAAUCUUCUCCCUUCAUAAAUGUUGGCUUUUAUUUAUCUCUUACACAUGUAGCUUGUGUAGAGGGGUUUCUCUCAACUGUAAUGUUCAUUUUCUAUCACUGAUUAUGAUAUCAAUGUUGAUUCCCAUGUCAUACCUGCACCGCUCUAAGAUCCACCUACGAGUAGGCUUAGCCCUCAAGUGUUCAGAAUAUAGAACAGCCACAUUCACCUACUGUAUGUCAAAACAGAAUGUACAGUCAGGGAAAGACUUGUCAGAAUUCAAAGGAUUUCAACUAUUAGGGUGUGCCCUCUGCGUUUCAUUAAUGGUAUCACAUAAUGUCACCAUAGUUGUGUUUAAAUGCAGGAUACAUCUGGUUUUCAGUCCUCAUUACACAACAUUUUCAUUUAAAGAUGGGGCACUCUGAGCGAUGUAUCUUGUGUGCUGCCUCGCUGUCUUCAUACUGUGUUGAAAGUCCUUGUCAUUUACUUUGAGGCACACACACUGGCUGAUGUUCUCUGAAAACAAGUUGUGUAUGACAAAGUUACUGAUAUAUCUGGAAACAUUCGAAAGUUGUUUUGUAUUUGUGUAAAAAAUACCACAAGUACUUUAUGUGUUAACUGUGUCAGUGCCACGGAAUCUACUAUAUUAAUGGUGUUUAACUGACCCAUAUUCGCAAACUUGGGAUAGAUCUUCAACAUUACACAGACAAUUAUAGGAUUUGUGUGUUAUGAAGCACUGCAAAUUGAGUCGCCUGUACCCAUAAGUAUCGCUCCAUUGCCAGAAAUUAGAAGUGCAAUAUCUUUAUAAUAAACUCAACUAGGAUUUCUCCUUAA